Messenger RNA from Hippopotamus amphibius kiboko, 1894 nucleotides. RefSeq names its product bromodomain-containing protein 9-like. Gene Ontology annotation, cellular component: nucleus. Lineage: Eukaryota; Metazoa; Chordata; Mammalia; Artiodactyla; Hippopotamidae. The transcript has a single exon. Gene Ontology annotation, biological process: regulation of transcription by RNA polymerase II. The record is from RefSeq and is a predicted model, not a curated record. The coding region runs from base 84 to 1874 and encodes 596 amino acids.
CGAGGCGGGCGGCGAGCCGGGCCCGGGGUGGGGGCGGUGGCCACGCUCCGGCCGGGCUCACUGCUGCCCUCGGCGCCGCAGCCAUGGGCAAGAAGCACAAGAAGCACAAGACCGAGUGGCGCUCGUCGUACGAGGACUAUGCAGACAAGCCCUUGGAGAAGCCCCUGAAGCUGGUCCUCAAGGUUGGAGGAAGCGAAGUGACGGAGCUCUCGGGGUCCGGCCACGACUCCAGUUACUACGAUGACAGGUCAGAUCAUGAGCGAGAGAGGCACAAGGAGGAGGAGGAGGAGGAGGAGGAGGAGGAGGAGGAGGAGAAGCACCUAGACGAUGAGGAAAGGAGGAAGCGAAAGGAAGAGAAGAAGCGGAAACGGGAAAAGGAACACUGCGAUACAGAGGGAGAGGUGGACGCCUUUGAUCCCGGGAAGAAGGUGGAGGUGGAGCCGCCCCCUGACCGGCCCGUCCGAGCAUGCCGGACACGGCCAGCUGAAAAUGAGAGCACGCCUAUUCAGCAGCUACUAGAGGACUUCCUCCGCCAGCUGCAGAGAAAAGAUCCUCAUGGAUUUUUCGCUUUUCCUGUCACGGAUGCAAUUGCUCCUGGCUAUUCGAUGAUAAUAAAGCAUCCUAUGGAUUCUGGCACGAUGAAAGACAAAAUCGUAGCUAAUGAGUACAAGUCAGUCACGGAGUUUAAGGCAGAUUUCAAACUGACGUGUGAUAACGCAAUGACGUACAACAGACCAGACACUGUGUACUACAAGUUAGCCAAGAAGAUCCUCCACACGGGCUUUAAAAUGAUGAGCAAACAGGCAGCUCUUUUGGGCAACGAAGAUACAGCUGUCGAGGAGCCUGCUCCCAAAGUUGUGCUCGUACAAGUAGAAACUGCCAAGAAAUCUAAAAGGCCGAGUAGAGAAGCCAUCAGCUGCAUGUUUGAGCCUGAAGGAAACGCCUGCAGCCUGAGCGACAGCACCGCGGAGGAGCACGUGCUGGCCUUGGUGGAGCACGCGGCCGACGAGGCCCGGGACAGGAUCCGCCAGCUCGUCCCCGGCGGCAAGAUGGGCUACCUGAAGAAGAACGGGGACGGGAGCCUGCUCUACAGCGUGGUCAACACGGCCGAGCCCGACGCUGACGAGGAGGAGACCCACCCGGUGGACCUGAGCUCGCUGUCCAGCAAGCUGCUGCCCGGCUUCACCACACUGGGCUUCAGGGAGGAGCGGAGGAGCAGAGUCACCUUCCUCUCCGGAGCCAGCACCGCUCUUUCCACGCACAACAACUCAGUGUUCGGCGACUUGAAGUCCAACGAGGCGGAGCUGCUGUACUCGGCCUACGGAGACGAGACGGGCGUGCAGUGCGCGCUGAGCCUGCAGGAGUUCGUGAAGGAUGCCGGGAGCUACAGCAAAAAGCUGGUGGGCGACCUCCUGGACCAGAUCACAGGCGGGGACCACUCGCGGAUGCUCUUCCAGCUGAGGCAGAGGAGAAGCGUCCCAGCAAAGCCUCUGGAUGAAGUGAAGGCUGGGGACCCUCUCGGGGAUGGUGGCUCCACCCUGGACUUCAUGGCCAUGAAGUCCUACUCGGACGUGUCUCUUGACAUCUCCGUGCUCGGCUGUCUGGGGAAAGUGAAGAAGGAGCUGGACCACGACGACGGCCACCUGAACCUGGACGAGACCACAAAGCUGCUUCAGGACCUGCAGGAGGCACAGGCGGAGCGCGGGGGCUCCCGGCCGUUCUCCAACCUCAGCUCCCUGUCCAAUGCCUCCGACAGGGACCAGCACCACCUGGGAAGCCCGUCUCGCCUCAGUGUCGGAGAGCAGCCAGAGGUGACCCACGACCCGUAUGAGUUCCUUCAGUCUCCAGAGCCUGCAGCCUCCACGAAUAACUAGCCUUGUGGAUAGUCCUCAGU